AUGCUGCAUUGUCAGCGAUGCGGAGAAAAGUUCAAUGAACUGGAUAGCAUUCAUCGCUUCGCCCAAGGUGUUUGUUACCAUCGCUCGUGUCUCGUUUGCAUCGUUUGCUCGCGGCAUUUAACAAGUGGUGAUGCCUUCACCGUGUACAACGGUGAUAUCUAUUGUGUGGCACAUCGAAUUCCUGACGGAACCAAACAGACAAUAUGUUGGAGAUACGCGCUACCGCCUGACCCAUCAAACAUCAUGACAACCGACGCCAAUCCCUUUUUCAAUGCUAGUACCUCCUGGAGUGCAGAUGACAGUUGGAAACUGUCCAACGAUUGGCUCAGUCUGUUCGCAUCACCGCAAAAAUCUGACUGUACUGCCACCACGGAGGAAAAUCACUCCAGGAUAGCCGGUUUUGCUCGCCUAUUGGCCAGUUCUGAUGACAAAUUACCGCCCACGGAUUGUCGCGAAACGAAUUUCCACACGGUUUUUCAUGAGACCUCUCCACCACCAAUCACUGAGUCGCAUUCGGACGGAGAAGCAAACCAGAAGUUACCAGGAAUAAUGAACUUGAAGCCGACUCCAACAGUCGAAUUCCCUUCGGUAGAAAACCAGCAGAUUUCCCCCCCGUUUGAUCGAAUUGAAACCUACUCGCCAUGUCUGAACACGGGCAGUUUGAACAAUACGAUGAAUCACGAUUUACCGUCAACUCACGACUGGUUUCGUCCUUCUGGGGGCUCAUCAGGUAGACGCACUCCCCGAAUCUCCGUCAACCUUACGUUCAACUUGAACCCAAACUGGACUGUUUUCGAGAAAUACACUCAUUUGCAAAUCAAUUUGGUUUUCACGGGAGGACAUCAUAAACGAGAGAUUCAGUUGACAUCGGCGCACUACAAUACCCGGUCCACUACGGUAACAAUGAGCUAUGAGCCGAAAGAAACGCAAAUGCGAAAACAGCGGAGCACGAUGAAACAACCAAUGAAGCAUGCCAAAGAUGUGCUAGAGAAGAGCAAACGUAUUCGGACCUCGUUCAAACACGAUCAAAUACACACAAUGAAACUGUUUUUCGACAAAAAUCAGAACCCAGAUUCCAAAGAUCUCAAGGAGUUGUCCAUUGCUACCGGACUUUCAAAACGAGUUUUACAGGUCUGGUUUCAAAAUGCACGCGCCAAGUAUCGCCGGUCCAUGCUAUCACCAACCUAUCCGGGGCAAACGGGACAAGGUCUGUUGAUACAUUCUUCACAAGAUCAGCAGUUUGCUCAGAGCCUUUCCAGUAUCUCUGACGUAUUUUCAAGAAAGGUAGUAUCGCCUCCACUCAGCGAAACGACAAAAUCAUUACAACUGAGCCCGAUAGAGCAACCACCGUGGAUGUUUAACGAAACUGUUCGGGUGACGCAUUCGGAUAAUCAGGCCAAAACACCGGUUAGUGGUACAUUCUUCACUGCUCCGGUCCCGAUUCCAAGCCAAUUCCCCGGAUUUUCCACACAGGAGUCAGUUACUUCCAGCUGGAGUCAAAAUUCUGCACUCUCAACCUCAUUCGAUUCCACCAGCACUCCAUCGCCAAUCUCCCAACUAUAUCCGGUGGAUGAACUGGGCGACUUCUGUCCGUUUCUCCUCGAACUCGGCACGAACGAAGAGCGACGCGACCCGUUUUUCCAUUAUCCAGUCUUGCAACCAAAGCACACAUAA
This is a messenger RNA of Opisthorchis viverrini, 1674 nucleotides long. RefSeq lists its product as hypothetical. NCBI's taxonomy places the organism in Eukaryota, Metazoa, Platyhelminthes, Trematoda, Opisthorchiida, Opisthorchiidae. Bases 1 to 1674 code for a protein of 557 amino acids. Gene Ontology annotation, biological process: neuron differentiation; regulation of transcription by RNA polymerase II. Gene Ontology annotation, cellular component: nucleus. The record is from RefSeq and is a predicted model, not a curated record. Gene Ontology annotation, molecular function: RNA polymerase II transcription regulatory region sequence-specific DNA binding; DNA-binding transcription factor activity, RNA polymerase II-specific. The transcript is spliced from 5 exons.